CGGCGGCGGCGGCGGCGGCGGCGGCGGCGGCAGCGUACGUUGAUGAGCCCCUUCCCUUCUCUCUCCUCUCCCAAUAUUCCAUAACUCUCUUGCUAACUGACUUCCUUCCAGUGCGCUGCCAAAUGGGGACAGUGUGGUGGCCAGGGCUGGCAAGGCCCGAGCUGCUGCCAGAGCGGCUCGACCUGCCAGGCCUCCAACCAGUGGUACUCUCAGUGCCUGUAAACUGUGGGAGCGUAGAGGCUCGUUGAAGAGGACAAGGUCCCAGAUUCCGGCACGGUUGAUGAGGAUCGGGUUCAGGGGUUCAGGGGCUUGGGGGUAUUAGGGGGUCUUCGUGUACAUAGUUGCCCUUUGCAUCUAGCUUGUUAGUUGCAGUACAAAUAUUCCUUGGGAAACUCGUUCUCCGUUCGUAGAUUUCUGUGAAUGGGAAUUAGCCCUACGGCCCGGUUGCUCGUCACUGGGAUGUUGCUGGUCACUUGGUUGAAGUUGGCGGUGAGGCCAGGGGUUUGUGGACGAUCUGAUCGCUCCGCUGUUGGUUCCUCGUGCUUGGAGCAACCGUUGAUCACGGGAUGGGACACCCCCAGGAUGAGGAUGGGAGACAACACUCUUCCAUGUCCACGUACCCCGGACAAGGCGGGGGUCGGCAGUUCAGCCUAAGCGGCGAUUGGUGGGAGAUGGUCUGAACCAACAACCCAGGACGACGGUACGACCUGCCGAGCGUCAGCCAUGCUCGAUCGAGCACCGUGAGAG
Molecule: messenger RNA, 747 nt
Organism: Chaetomium fimeti
Lineage: Eukaryota; Fungi; Ascomycota; Sordariomycetes; Sordariales; Chaetomiaceae
Exons: 1
Coding region: 421-654 (77 amino acids)
Source: RefSeq, a predicted model, not a curated record